ACAGUAUUCCGCUGUUUCGUCCCACUUUCUUCGUCCUAGUCCCCCACGAAUGUAGGUCUCCCCACCGGUAUAUGUUGCCGCUACCAUGCAAUACUUGAUCGAAGGAGAGGGAAGCUAUGUGCGGGUGUUUGUCGUACCUAUACGUUUAGCCAUUCGAUCGACUGCUAGUCCGGGUAUAUCCGUAUAUGCGAUUGAUGUUGGAUAUAGAUGCAUUAUAUAAUUAUAUGCCAGAUACAUUUGUGUCCGACUAGUUUGAUGUGAUCGGUCUCCGAUAUAUGCAAACGUGCGAAUAGUGUCAGUCAAUUUAAAGAAGUUUAUUUUACUUUUUAUAUCGUGAUAAUUUUUUAUAUUGUGAUAAUUUUUUAUAUCGUGAUAAUUUUUUAUAUAAUAUUAAAAGAAUUUUUACUAAAAGAAAUUGUUUUUGCAAAAACUCGCAUGUGCCAAAUAACAUUUCAGAAUACGAAAGUUACUUUUCUUUCGUAUUUAUGCGAAAAAUUCAAACAUCGAAAAAUAUAUACGGAUUUUAUACGGAAAUUAUUUCUUCCUUUCGCGAAGAAAACUCUAAAAUGUACAAUGUGAAGAUUUUAAAUAAAUAUAAAACCACAUAAUGCAAUAAUUGAUGAAAAAUCAGGAUCGAUACUUUGAAGAAGAUGUACUCAAUGCGCUUGACGUUCCUUCUCGUCGCGUCGAUAUGCAGCUUGAUCGCGCAGCCAACAUUCUUCAGAAGUACAUUCAAAGGAUUGAACGGCGUCGAAUCGAGUCCUUCUGCGCUCGCGAACGACGAGAUACGAGUCGUUUAUUAUCACGAACAGACAGUGGCGGUGAUCAAUCUCGAUCCAAGCAAUGUAUUACGCGAUUGCAAUAUCAUUGAAGUAUAUGAGCCGUCCGAGGCUAUCGAAGUUUUACGAAACUUGUCUAUGACUUUACAACCACAAGUGGUAUCCUUUCAGGAGAUAACGAGACUUAUGCAACAAUGCGAAUUGUUGGACAAACUUCAAGUAAAAGCUACAUCCACUUUGCCCACAAACGCAUUAAGCAGAGCCGCUAGUUCAAUUACUCUGUUAUCUGGUAUUCUACCAGGUACAAAAUGGUGCGGUACGGGAGAUAUAGCUGAAAAUUACCAUGAUCUGGGCGAUUUACCUCACAUUGAUAGAUGCUGUCGUACCCACGACCUUUGCCCUAUAAAAGUCCGAGCUCAACAGACCCGAUAUAAUCUUACAAAUUACUCCCUGUAUACUAAGUCACAUUGUACUUGCGACAAAGCGCUUUAUCAAUGUUUAAAAGCUGCCAAUCAUCCAACGGCAAAUCUAAUGGGACAGAUAUAUUUCAACAUCGUCAAAGUUCCAUGUAUAGAAGACAAAAAAAGAAACCAGUAUUCCUCCACGGAAUUGUCAAGAAAGUUUGUACCUGUGAAAAAAGAAUAUUAAAACUUGAUAAUGUAUAUUAUAAUUACUAAAAAUGUAAAUCAAAUGUAUGAUAUUAGAUGUAUUCAAAAGUUUAACAUAUGCUCAAUUUAAAAAAAAAAGUAAAAA
Molecule: messenger RNA, 1532 nt
Organism: Camponotus floridanus (Florida carpenter ant)
Lineage: Eukaryota; Metazoa; Arthropoda; Insecta; Hymenoptera; Formicidae
Exons: 6
Coding region: 651-1427 (258 amino acids)
Biological process (GO): arachidonate secretion; phospholipid metabolic process
Source: RefSeq, a predicted model, not a curated record